UAAGUGGCUAGAUGGGAGCAAUUGUCUGGGAUUGAAGCCACAGUUGGGAGGGUGUACAAGUGCAGUAGGAACCAGCAGUCAGCAGCGCUAGCGUUGUUGUUGAGGCCAAGGAAGAUACACUCAUGCUUUUUUGGAAGGUGUGAACAGUAAUAAAUGAAGAAAAGUUGUAUAUAAAACCUGCAUAUAGUGAAGAGUCCUACAAGAUUAUCACGACUAGAAUUCCAAUUGUCUAAGUGAACAAGAAGGUCAUGAGUGACUAAGUGAACACACCUCCAUCUAUAAGGAAAAUGAAAUGAGAGUGUAAAUAUAUUAAAAGCUCAUAAAAGUGUUAAGAGAAAAUAUUAGUAAUAUUUUCUACUAAAAUGUUGCGUACAUCCAUUUCUUCUUGUGGUGUCCUUGGAAGAUUGAAGACCAAUGUCAGUAAACUUUAUAUGCUGUGCUCAUCACAAGUUGCCAACUCGAGGCGCGGUUUGUCACUCUCAUGUCAGACUUAUGAAAGCAAAAAGGAUGAUGAGGAUUUGGGUACAGAAAAAGAAAAGGUGGAACAGAAGUUUCGAAAGUAUGAAUACUCAAAUCCAUAUGAAAGGGCUUUUGGAAUAUUAAAAGAUGAUGUUGUAAGCUUUUAUAAAAAGCGCAAGAAAUUCUUUGAGGACAUAACAACCAGAGCACGGAGCAAUGCAGAAGCUAAAGCAAAACCAGCACCCAAAAACACAUAUGGUUUUGAGCCCAGUGGUGCAGAUGUGGGAGAAAAUGUAUGGCCAUCUUUUUGUGAUGUGCUGGUGGUGGGAGGAGGUGCCAUGGGGUCCUCUGUUGCCUACCACCUCAAGGAGAAGGCACGGGGUGGGCUCAGCGUGGUGGUUGUUGAGGAAGACCCAGGUUACAAGAAGGCCUCCACGGUGCUGUCGGUGGGUGGCAUCCGGCAGCAGUUUAGCAUCCCAGAGAACAUUCAGCUCUCCAUGUAUGGGAUGGAGUUCCUGCGCAACAUUCCUGAGCUGCUGGAGGUGGAGGGCUUGGAUACCCCAGACAUUCAGUUCAAUCCCAAUGGCUACCUCACACUGGCAUCAGAGGAAGGAUACGAGCAACUCAGACAAAAUUAUGAAUUACAAAUAGAUAUGGGAGCAAAAGUGUCCUUCCUCACUAAUACAGAGCUUUCCAAAAUGUAUCCAUGGCUGAAUGUUUCUGGUGUUGCAGCAGGAGUCUUGGGGAGAGAAAACGAAGGCUGGUUUGACCCAUGGAGUUUGUUGAUUGGUCUGCAACGAAAAGCCAUCUCUCUCGGGGCACACUACAUCAAUGGGAAAGUGACCAGCUUCUCUGGAGAGACCAUGGAUGACAUGAUUCUGGAGGGAACACAACAGUCAAACAUCAAACGUAUCACCACUGCUGAGGUGACUUUGCCCAGCGGAGAGACUCGCACCAUCAACUUUGCCAUCCUGGUGGCAGCCAGCGGGGCGUGGACGGGAGAGCUUGGUCGUAUGGCAGGGAUAGGGGAGGGGCCAGGCAUCCUCAGUGUGCCCAUCCCUAUUGAGCCCAGAAAGCGUUACGUGUAUUGUGUCCAUGCCCCAGAUGGUCCAGGCCUUCAUUCACCCUUAUUGGUUGACCCUAAUGGAACAUACUUCCGACGAGAAGGCCUGGGAGGCCUGUACCUGUGUGGACAGUCACCGCCUGAGGACAAAGAGCCAAACGUGGACAACCUUGAUGUUGACCAUAGCUUUUUUGAGGACAACAUAUGGCCAACCAUAGCCCAGCGAGUCCCUGCAUUUGAAAAACUGAAGCUCCACAGUUCCUGGGCUGGCUACUACGACUACAACACCUUUGACCAGAAUGGUAUCAUUGGACUUCAUCCUCUCUUCUCCAACUUCUUGAUUGCCAGUGGCUUCAGUGGGCAUGCCCCCACACUUCCUGGAGGAGUGACUCAGCCGCUUGCAGGCAUCCAGCAGGCACCAGGCAUUGGCCGGGCAGUCAUGGAAUGCAUAAUGUAUGGCGGCUACGAGACCAUCAACUUGGAGCGGUUUGGCUUUGAAAGAGUUUUGGCAAAGGUUCCUCUCUUUGAGUCAAAUAUUGUAUAGUUCUAUCAGUUGUAUUCUGUAAUCCAGUUCAGACUAAUAGGUUCUGUUUUAUUUUGUUAAAUUAAUAUUUGCGUGCCAGAUAAAAUUUUAUCUUAAUUUUAAAUGCCUUUGUCAUAACUUCAUAAAAUCAUUAUAGAGACCCUCUCUCUGGAUCAGAUAAAUUUAUGCCUUCACACCUAAGGUAUUCUGCCUAAGGCUUACUUCACACAGUUUUUUUAUUUAUAUAUUUAAUUUUUCAUUUCCCAUGCUGUAACAGUAUUGUUUAUAAAUCACUGAAAUGUAAUGAGACUGUGCACAUAUGAGUCACUGCGUGCAGAAGGUGCUCAACCUGCAUUUGGCCAUUUUUUUGUUUUUUUCACAGGAGAUUGUUGUGAUACCCCUCCUUUAUCAUCUGGCAAUAAAGAAAACAAGAUUUUUUUUUAUCAUCCUGCCUCUUUAUUUUCAGUGAACGAAUUUUUGAGAGUAACGAAAAGAAAUUAAAAACAAAAUAAUGCAAAUCAUAAUAUUCAUAAGAAAAUAAAUUGUAAUAAAUACAUGAAGUUUACAUUAUGUAUUUAUUCUUAUCUCAUUUACCUAUUAUUCUGUAACAUUCUUUCAUGCAUUAGCUAUUUUUAAAUUCUAAGUUGUUUACAUGGAGUGUAAAAAAUUAAAUUUUUUACACUCCAAUUAAAUUAAAAUUAAAUUUUUUACAUGCAAAAAUAUAGAAUGAAAUAUUAAUAAAAAAAAUCUCUUUAAAAGCUUUACAAUGAUAUAUAUAUAUAUAUAUAUAUAUAUAUAUAUAUAUAUAUAUAUAUAUAUAUAUAUAUAUAUAUAUAUAUAUAUAUAUAUAUAUAUAUAUAUAUAUAUAGGUGUUCUAUGCAUAAAUUACAUCUAGAGCAAUCCUCCAUCUUCUGCUCUCAUAUACUAAAAAAUGUAAAAAAGGUUGAGCCUCUUCUGCAUGCAGCACCUCAUAUGUCCAUGUGGCAGAGAUCUACCUGCCACAUCUACCACCAGACUGUCUGGUGUCUACAUUUUCUGCAGUGCUGCAGGUAAACUUUACCCAACAAAACUACUUGUGUGAGGACACAGCUUCCUGACACCAUACUACAUAGCUAUCUUACUGUUUGGGAAAAAGUAAAUUCUGCAGUAUUCCUUCUAUUGUCCAUAGAUAAAAAAAAAUGUUGUGUAACAUGGAAAGUCACAAGAGAGAUCAUAAAUAUGUAGCAUGGACAUUAUCUUGAGCUGUGUUCUUAAGAUGUUAAAUUGUGACCAAGUUUUAUUUUUAUGCAUUGUCUUUGUCUUGAUCUUGUUAUAAAUCUGUUGUGCUGUACAUCUUAGUAUCUGCUGCCCUUCACUGAUGUAUAUUGUGAUUACCUCAAAUACAGGUCAUAGGCAUUAUAUGGUAUGAAAGAUCUAUCUAUUUAUGAACUAGGAUGGCAAUCCCAUGUGGUGUGGACCAGACAAACCACCACACACACACACACACACACACACACACACACACACACACACACACACACACACACACACACACACACACA
Scylla paramamosain (green mud crab) is the source of this 3586-nucleotide messenger RNA. RefSeq names its product FAD-dependent oxidoreductase domain-containing protein 1-like. Gene Ontology annotation, molecular function: oxidoreductase activity. The transcript is spliced from 10 exons. Gene Ontology annotation, cellular component: cytoplasm. Bases 363 to 2066 code for a protein of 567 amino acids. NCBI's taxonomy places the organism in Eukaryota, Metazoa, Arthropoda, Malacostraca, Decapoda, Portunidae. The record is from RefSeq and is a predicted model, not a curated record. Gene Ontology annotation, biological process: mitochondrial respiratory chain complex I assembly.